CUUUUUAUCCUGUGCACCACCGCAUACUUCACCGUCUGGAGCGCGGAUUAUUUCCACCCUGUGUUUUGGUCCACUGUGACCGGUUUCUGUGAUCGCACAGCUCGGUGAUCGAGCUCGUCAUGUCGGACACAUGGAGUAACAUCCAGGCCCAUAAGAAGCAGCUGGACUCGCUGCGGGAAAGGCUGAAGCGACGGCGGAAGGACCCGGCGCAGCUGUCCGGGUCGGAGGCCGGGCUCAGCGCUGAGGGGUCCACAGCCCGGAGCGACAGCCCAGCUCCGUCAGCUCCCUCUACUUCUCAGGAGGAGACGGAGAGGCCACCGGACCCUGAGCUGGAGAAGAGGCUGCUGGGAUACCUCUCCGAUCUGAGCCUCUCGCUGCCCACGGACUCGCUGGCCAUCACAAAUCAGCUCAACAGUGCAGAAGGUACGGUUACUCACAGAUGCAUCCAGAGCCUGCUGCUCAAGUUCUCCGCCCAGGAGCUCAUUGAGGUCCGGCAGCCUACUUCCAUCUCCUCCUCUUCCACGACUUCCUCUCCGCCCACCACCGUCGUCGCAGCCGUGGACCACACGAAGCUGUGGGCCAUGAUCGGCUCUGUGUCUGGAGCCCAAAGAGCCGGGGUCAAGAGAAAAGCCGAAGACCAGACCCUCGGCGGCUUUUCGCCUAAACUUCAGAGCUCUGCGUCUCCUCCUCACGCGUCCUCCUCCUCCAUUACGCCGGCUUCCUCCCUGCAGCUGCCGGGAACUUCGGCGACAGGAAGCGGAGCCGAGAAGAAGGGCCGCAGCAGCAAGGGCCAGUCGUCUCACAUGGACAUGGAGAUCGAGAGUCUCCUGAACCAGCAGUCCACCAAGGAGCAGCAGAGCAAGAAGAUGAGUCAGGAGAUCCUGGAGCUCCUUAAUGCCAGCACAGCCAAGGAGCAGUCCAUCGUGGAGAAGUUCAGGUCUCGUGGUCGAGCUCAAGUCCAGGAGUUCUGCGAUCACGGGACAAAAGAGGAGUGCGUCCGCUCCGGAGACACUCCGCAGCCCUGCACCAAGCUGCAUUUCCGCCGCAUCAUCAACAAGCACACAGACGAGAGCCUCGGCGACUGCUCCUUCCUCAACACCUGUUUCCACAUGGACACCUGCAAGUACGUGCACUACGAGAUCGACAGCCCCCCCGAGGCCGAGAGCAGCCUGAUGGGGCCCCAGUCGGGGACCCCGGAGAUCGGGCUGCACGCCGAAGACGCCGACAGCAACGUGGGCAAACUCUUCCCGUCGCAGUGGAUCUGCUGCGACAUCCGCUACCUGGACAUGGCCAUCCUGGGGAAGUUCUCCGUGGUGAUGGCCGACCCGCCCUGGGACAUCCACAUGGAGCUACCGUACGGCACGCUGACCGAUGACGAGAUGAGGAAACUCAGCAUUCCCGCCUUGCAGGAUGAUGGUUUCCUCUUCCUCUGGGUCACCGGGAGGGCCAUGGAGCUGGGCCGGGAGUGUCUCAGCCAAUGGGGCUACGAGCGUGUCGACGAGAUCAUUUGGGUGAAAACCAACCAGCUGCAGCGAAUCAUUCGCACAGGCAGGACGGGCCACUGGCUGAACCACGGGAAGGAGCACUGUCUGGUGGGUGUGAAGGGAAGCACGCAGGGGUUCAACCGAGGUUUGGACUGCGACGUCAUCGUGGCCGAAGUCCGCUCCACCAGCCACAAACCGGAUGAGAUCUACGGCAUGAUCGAGCGGCUGUCGCCCGGCACCAGGAAGAUCGAGCUCUUCGGACGACCUCACAACGUCCAGCCCAACUGGAUAACCCUGGGGAACCAGCUGGACGGUAUUCAUCUCUUGGACCCGGAGGUCGUGGCCCGCUUUAAGGAGCGAUACCCAGACGGAGUCAUCUCCAAGCCACACACACAGUGAGGAUGUCACUGUGUGUGUGGAGUUUGAUUUUGGACUGAUUUCUUUUUUCUUUUAUAACUGUGAAUACUCUUUUUAAUAAACAUUUCGGGACAAGA
This is a messenger RNA of Xiphophorus couchianus (Monterrey platyfish), 1978 nucleotides long. It is a transcript of the gene mettl3, whose product is annotated as methyltransferase like 3. The transcript has 11 exons. NCBI's taxonomy places the organism in Eukaryota, Metazoa, Chordata, Actinopteri, Cyprinodontiformes, Poeciliidae. Gene Ontology annotation, cellular component: nucleus; RNA N6-methyladenosine methyltransferase complex. Gene Ontology annotation, biological process: RNA methylation; mRNA modification. Gene Ontology annotation, molecular function: mRNA m(6)A methyltransferase activity. The record is from RefSeq and is a predicted model, not a curated record. Bases 120 to 1883 code for a protein of 587 amino acids.